Molecule: messenger RNA, 1309 nt
Organism: Striga asiatica
Lineage: Eukaryota; Viridiplantae; Streptophyta; Magnoliopsida; Lamiales; Orobanchaceae
Source: the annotation of a GenBank genome assembly
AUCCGACCUACAUAUCCCUUCCCCAAACUCUCCUAACGAUUACAGUUUCGAAAAAACCCUAAUUUCUUCCACCAUGGCUCGUAACGAAGAGAAAUCGCAGUCGAUGCUGAACCGCUUCAACGCCAUGAAAGAGGAGGAGAAGAAGAAACCCAAGGAGCGCCGCCCCUACCUCGCGUCCGAGUGCCGCGACCUGGCUGAGGCGGACAAGUGGCGCCAGCAGAUCAUGCGUGAAAUCGGCCGUAAAGUCGCCGAAAUUCAGAACGCCGGCCUCGGAGAACAUCGUCUCAGGGACUUGAAUGACGAGAUCAACAAGCUCAUUCGAGAGAAGUCACACUGGGAACGGCGUAUUGUGGAGCUGGGGGGACCCAAUUACACGAGGCAUUCUGCAAAGAUGACUGAUUUGGAUGGUAACAUUGUGGAUGUGCCCAAUCCAAGCGGGAGGGGGCCGGGGUAUAGGUACUUUGGCGCGGCUAAGCAGUUGCCUGGUGUCAAGGAAUUGUUCGAGAAGCCUCCCGAGUUAAGGAAGAGGCGAACAAGGUAUGAUAUAUACAAACGGAUUGAUGCAAGUUACUAUGGGUAUAGAGAUGAUGAGGAUGGGAUUUUAGAGAAACUAGAAGAUCCGGCUGAGAAUAAAAUGAGGGCUGCAGCUUUGGCGGAUUGGAUGGAGAUGGAGAAGAUAAAGAAAGAAGCAAGGAGGGCCGUGAAGAGUGGUGAGGUGGCAGAGGUGGGUGCAGUAUCUAAGAUCUUGUUUGAGGAGGAAGAGGAUGUAGUGGAGGAAGAGAGGAGAAUAGAGAGGGAGAAAGAGGAGAAUGAGAAGGGGAAAGAAUUUGUUGCGCAUGUCCCGUUGCCAGAUGAGGAGGAGAUAAAGAAGAAGGUACUGGAGAAGAAGAAGCAGGAAAUGCUGAACAAGUACACAAGCAGUGAGUUGCUGGAGGAGCUUAUGCAAGCAAAGACCUUGCUUAAUAUCCAGCAGUAGGUGGAUGCGUGAUUGUGACUUCCCUGAUGACAUGGCUCAAGGUGCUAACACUGGCCAAAGAACACUCUUAAUGCAUUCAUGGCGGAUGAUCUAUUAAUGCAUUAUUUUGGAGAUGAAGCAAAUAUUGUUCUUGUUUCAUGAACUAUUGAUAGACUACCAUCCUGUCACUUGUAGGGUGGAACAGUGGUUGUACCCUUUUGUGGAUUUGAAUUUUGUGUAUAGAUGUUAAAAGAAAUUAUUGACCAUGAUUUAUGGAUGCGGCCAAAUUUGGUUUGUUGGACAUGAAUGAUAUUCAUUUAUGCUAUAAGAGUACAAUCCAAGCUCGACAUCUUC